ACGCUGCAGGUGGGACAGGCAGGACACGCAGCCAAGUGUCGUUGCACUUGACAGAUACUAGUAGGUCUCUGACCUCGUUUUUGCCUUCAGCAGCAGAGAUGGCGUUCGUCCCUGAUUUGGACACACUGGAGAGCAGCAGCCUGAACGAGGAGACGUUUUAUGGCCCUGACUGCCUCUGCCUGCAGAAGGUACCACUGGGGUGGUGGGAACGGCGAGACCCCCAUGAUGGUGAAGCUGGGCCCUCACCCCACAUCCCCUUUCCUCUCCAGAAACCCCACCUGGACUUGGACGUGACAUCGCCUGGGGUGGGCAUCCAGAUGACAGUGACCAAUGAACACCCUGCCAGGACCUUUUGGCAGUCCGCCAUCCGUGUGGUGACUGUGACCAAGCUCCUGGAGCAGCCGAUGCAUGAGGACUUUGCCGACGGUGACCUUGGUGGCUUCUUGGAUGAAAUUUUCGAGCCCGUCCCCUUCCAGCGGGUUGAGGAGAGCUAUGCCGGGGCGCCCAUCUACCGCUACACCCGCUCCCAGUCCUUCGACAUCCUCGACAUUGCCCACAGGUGCUUCGUACUGGAGUCGCCCACCCAGCUGGUGGCCCUGCACCUGCAGGGACCCGCUGCCAGUCAGAAAGUGAAGCUCAACAUUGCUCUGUAUCGUCCCCGGUCACCACAUGGUGGCUUGGGCACUGGGAGGGUGCCAGUGGCACUGGGCAUCAAGGGCUACCAACUCUACAUGUCAUGCGUGAUGAGUGGUGCUGAGCCCAUGCUUCAGCUGGAGGAAGCUGACAUCAGGAGGGACAUCGAGAGCACGGAGCUGACCCGCUUUAUCUUCUACCGCCUGGACAGCCCAGAUGAGGACACCACCCGCUUCGAGUCAGCCGCCUUCCCCGGCUGGUUCAUCUGCAACUCCUUGCAGCCUCGGCAGCCUGUUAGCAUCACCAAACAUCCUGACCAGGUCAACAUUGCUACCUACAAGCUGAGUGGGCGCUGAGGAGCCCUGCUCCCAACCCAACCCAACCGGCAGUCACCGGUUUUCAGGCUGUAUGUACCAAGUACAAACCCUCCUAGCUGGGACCCCCAUCCCCCCCAUCUAUUUCAGGUGAAAUAGGAGCUCUGGGCCCCAUGGGCCUGAGACACUGCAAUUUAUACAUAUUUAUUGCGUUUGUCCCAUGUUUUUAUACUAAUUUAUUGUGUCCACCUCUUGCUUUUAACUUCUGUACAUUUUAUUGGAAAUCUUGUGGUUUUGUUAUCAGGAGUUGGUGUAUUUGUUAGUGAUGGAGGUGGAAAUAAAGGGUUUCCCAGGA
This is a messenger RNA of Phalacrocorax carbo (great cormorant), 1302 nucleotides long. The record is from RefSeq and is a predicted model, not a curated record. Lineage: Eukaryota; Metazoa; Chordata; Aves; Suliformes; Phalacrocoracidae.